This is a messenger RNA of Prorocentrum cordatum, 402 nucleotides long. The record is from the annotation of a GenBank genome assembly. Lineage: Eukaryota; Dinophyceae; Prorocentrales; Prorocentraceae.
AUGGCAUCUAUUCGGGCGGACUUCGUGGUGGACCCUGGCAUGGCAAAGACCAAGACGUACAAUGCCAAGACUGGGAUGGACGCCCUCGUGAUCACGCCAGUCAGUCAGGCGAACGCCCGCCAGCGGGCAGGGCGCGCGGGACGCACGGGGCCGGGCAAGUGCUACCGCUUGUACACCGAGGGCGCCUAUAGGAAUGAGAUGUUGCCCACCUCCGUUCCAGAGAUCCAGCGGACGAACCUGGCGAACGUCGUGCUGCUCCUGAAGGCCAUGGGCGUCAACGACAUGCUGUCGUUUGACUUUAUGGACCCCCCGCCUGUGGAGACGCUGAUCAAUGCGAUGGAGAACCUGUGGACCCUAGGGGCGCUGGACGACGAAGGUCUCAUGACGAAGCUGGGGAGGAAG